Capronia epimyces CBS 606.96 is the source of this 936-nucleotide messenger RNA. RefSeq names its product mannose-P-dolichol utilization defect 1. NCBI's taxonomy places the organism in Eukaryota, Fungi, Ascomycota, Eurotiomycetes, Chaetothyriales, Herpotrichiellaceae. The record is from RefSeq and is a predicted model, not a curated record. The transcript has a single exon. Bases 1 to 936 code for a protein of 311 amino acids.
AUGGACCAAAUCCAGCAACUUGUCCUCAAUCCACUCAAGCCGUACCUGGUACCCAUCACCACAAACCUCCCCGACCAGGUCAACGAUGUGAUCAUCGGCCUCCUAGGUGAGCGCUGCCACAGCGCGCUCCUGCUCGACGUCGACGUCAUCUCUCACCCGGAAUGCAUGUCGCUGGCGAUUUCCAAGGCAUUGGGGAUCGCCAUCAUCACUGCGGCAUCCAUUGUCAAGGUGCCUCAGAUCAUCAAACUGGUCAAGUCGCAGUCAGCAGAGGGCCUGUCCUUCACGAGCUAUCUGCUGGAAACAGCCAGCUUCGUCAUCAGCCUGGCAUACAACGUCCGCAACGGGUUCCCGUUCAGCACGUACGGCGAGACAAGCCUGAUCGCCAUUCAAGACGUGGUUAUCAGCGUCUUGAUCCUGGUGUACUCGCACAAGACGGCGCAGGCGGGCGCGUUUGUCGCGGCAGUGGGCAGUGCCGUCUAUGCGCUCAUGAUCUCGGAUACACUUGUCAGCGCCAGCCAGAUGACCAGCUUGCAGGCGGGCGCAGGAGCACUCAGCAUCGCCAGCAAAAUCCCCCAAAUUCUCACCAUCUAUCGCCAGGGUGGAACGGGCCAACUGUCGGCGUUUGCCGUCUUCAAUUACCUUGUUGGAAGCUUGAGCCGGAUCUACACUACUCUGCAAGAGGUGGAUGACAAGCUCAUCUUGUACGGGUUCGUGGCUGGGUUCGUUCUCAAUGCGGUCCUGGCUGCGCAGGUGGUCUACUACUGGAAUAGCCCGACAACCGCGGGACAUGGAAAGGAGUUGGAUAACAAGAAGGGUCUCCAGGGCGUGGGCCAGAAGGGAAAUGCUGCAUUGGCCACGGAAGAGAGCAAGUUGAAAGCUGAUUCUGCGACGACGACGGCAAGACCAGGCAGCAGUAGCGGCCGCAGAAGGGGUUGA